ACGAACUCAAUCAGGCAAUUCAAGUUCGGUUAUUAGAACCGAAGAUGCGAUCUGAUUGAUCAUAUAUAUUUCUGCUCUGCUGUACUUUAGUUCUUUGGAAUACAUGCGGUAAUUGGUUCCGUCUGUAGGUCUGAAUGGCGCGAUCGCCUCCACCUCGAACUCGAAAUAACGAUACUAUUCCUUCUUCAUUCUUGUUUUUCAGCUUGCCGUACUUAAUAGAAUUUUUUACCAUUAACGGCUUUAACUGCGAAGAGAAGAAACUUGCUAGUUAAAGAACGCUGCUUAGGUGCCUCCUCAACAAUCGUGAUGCGCAUCUCCGCUGCUGUCGUCUUCUUCCUGGCGGCGCGCGGCCGCGCACAGCUUGCCACAUUUGAACCGUACUACCCGUCGCCAUGGGGAACAGGUGGUCCUGGAUGGGACGAGGCGUACGAAAAGGCUCGCGAGUUCGUUAGAGGGCUGACGUUGCUUGAGAAAGUCAACUUGACGACCGGCACAGGAAACCAAGCGGACUUAUGUACAGGGAACACAGGUUCGGUACCGAGGAUCGGGUUUAGGCAUUUGUGCUUGCAAGAUGGACCGGUGGGGGUACGGUAUACCGAUCUCAAUUCUGUCUUCCCGGCGGGUAUUAGCGCAGCGGCAACCUGGUCACGGUCUCUACUACGAAAAAGGGGUGAGGCGUUGGGUGAGGAAUUCGGAGGGAAAGGGAUUGACGUACACCUCGGUCCCGUCGUCGGACCCCUCGGUCGCGACCCCGCUGGCGGCCGCAACUUCGAAGCCUUCGGGCCGGACCCGUACCUAUCCGGCGUUGCAGUCGCCGAGACAAUCAUCGGGAACCAGAACGCGGGCGUGGUGGCCAGCGUCAAGCACUACGUGCUCAACGAGCAAGAGCACUUCCGCAGCGGCAUUAGUUCGAAUCUCGACGACAAAACCAUGCACGAGGUUUACCUCUGGCCGUUCGCUGAUGCUGUGAGGGCGGGAGUCGGGAGCGUUAUGUGUUCGUAUAAUCAGAUUAAUAAUAGUUAUGCGUGCGAGAAUUCGUACGUACUUAAUAAGCUAUUGAAGAGCGAGUUGGGAUUUCAGGGGUUCGUGGUUUCCGACUGGGGCGCUCAGCAUAGCGGCGUUGAAAGUGCACUUGCUGGUCUGGAUAUGACGAUGCCCGGCGAAGGAUUCGGAGCGGAAGGCUACUCAACGUACUGGGGAGGUGCUUUAACCGAAGCCAUGCUCAGAAUCGAUAUUCCGCAGUGGAGACUUGACGAUAUGGUUAUUCGGAUUAUGGCUGCUUUUUAUAAGGUUGGCCGGGACACCAAGCAGAUCGACAUCAAUUACUCGUCCUGGACCAAUGAGACCGAGGGUCCGCGAUACUGGGCGGCCAAGAUGGGGAAUACGACCGUGAAUCAACAUGUAGAUGUGCAAGGGAAGCACGGCGAGUUAAUCCGCGAAAUGGGAGCGAAGGCGACCGUUCUGCUGAAGAAUAUUGACAAAGCACUACCUCUAAUUGAGGAAACGGUGAUCGCAGUCAUUGGCGAGGAUGCACAGGAUAACCCAGAUGGGCCUAACGGCUGCGUCGACCGUAUUUGUAAUAAUGGAACGCUUGCGAUGGGGUGGGGUUCGGCGACGGCGGAGUACCCCUAUCUGAUCUCACCGGCCACAGCCCUCGAAAAGCAAGCGACAGAAGAUGGCACGGCAUUCAUCAAUGUCAAGAGUAACUUCGACCUCGAAGCUGCCAAGUCGGCCGCAAGAAACGCGUCGGUUGCUAUUGUGUUUGCUAAUGCAGAUGCGGGAGAGGGAUACACGACACUCGACGGCAACUUUGGCGAUCGUAAUAACCUGACACUCUGGAAAGGCGGUGAUGAAUUAAUCCAAGCCGUUGCAUCAGAGAAUUCCAAUACUGUAGUUGUUAUACACAGCGUCGGCCCAGUCCUGAUCGACCACAUCAAGACGAAUCCGAAUGUUAGCGCAAUCGUGUGGGCAGGCCUUCCGGGGCAGGAAUCAGGAAAUUCGCUGGUAGACGUAUUAUACGGGAAAGUGAACCCACAGGGACGUACGCCGUUCACCUGGGGCAAAGACGCGAAGGAUUGGGGUGUCGAAAUCCUAGUGAACUCAACAUCGCGCGAACCGCAGCAGGAUUUCUCCGAGGGCGUGUUUAUCGACUACCGGUACUUCGACCAGAAAGAAAUCGAGCCUAGCUUCGAAUUCGGCUUCGGGCUCAGCUACACCAACUUUAAUUACUCGGGUCUGACGACCGAGCUCCAGGACGUGGGGCCGUAUGUACCGGCGAGCGGAGAGACUUCGCCAGCUGGCAUGUACGGUUUUCAAGAUACGGACCCGCGUAAUGCGGUAACCCCGGAUGGGUUCGAAAAGAUACCACGAUUCAUAUACCCCUAUAUCAAUAAUGCAACUCUGCCCGAUUCUACGGCCAAUAUCCCGGAAAACAGUCACAACAGGUCCGCUCAACCGAUUUUACCGGCAGGAGGACCGUCAGGUGGAAACCCGGAUCUAUACAAGGUCCUAUAUGUCGUUAGCGCAGACAUUACAAAUAUAGGGGAAGUAGCUGGGGCUGAGAUCCCGCAGCUUUAUCUUUCGCACGGUGGACCUACUGAGCCAAAAGCUGUGUUACGUGGAUUCGACGAGAUAUUCCUUGACCCCGGAGAGACGAAGAAGGUCGUGUUCAAUCUAACGUAUCGUGACCUGAGUAACUGGGAUACUGAGGCUCAGGACUGGCGUGUUACCGAAUACCCCAAAACGGCGUACGUUGGAGCGAGUUCGAGGGACUUCAGGUUACAAGCAGAGCUUCCUAUUCCGAAGUAAGGGUUUGGCCUUUUUUUUUUCUUAUUAGGCACACAUCUGUUCAAA
This is a messenger RNA of Annulohypoxylon maeteangense, 2853 nucleotides long. Its product is annotated as glycoside hydrolase family 3 protein. Gene Ontology annotation, molecular function: beta-glucosidase activity. The record is from RefSeq and is a predicted model, not a curated record. Lineage: Eukaryota; Fungi; Ascomycota; Sordariomycetes; Xylariales; Hypoxylaceae. Gene Ontology annotation, biological process: glucan catabolic process. The coding region runs from base 307 to 2808 and encodes 833 amino acids. The transcript has 5 exons.